Messenger RNA from Polyodon spathula (Mississippi paddlefish), 1976 nucleotides. Its product is annotated as arf-GAP with dual PH domain-containing protein 2-like. NCBI's taxonomy places the organism in Eukaryota, Metazoa, Chordata, Actinopteri, Acipenseriformes, Polyodontidae. Gene Ontology annotation, cellular component: intracellular membrane-bounded organelle; plasma membrane. Gene Ontology annotation, molecular function: phosphatidylinositol bisphosphate binding; GTPase activator activity. Bases 536 to 1681 code for a protein of 381 amino acids. The transcript has 11 exons. Gene Ontology annotation, biological process: positive regulation of GTPase activity. The record is from RefSeq and is a predicted model, not a curated record.
CUUUGUAUCUUGAAAGUGAGCUAGAGAGUCUUGAGUGCCAAGAACUGUUAUUUUCACUUCCCUUUGUUUGCGUUCAGUUUUAUAGUUUGUGCUGGGAAAACAUAUUGCAGACUGAAGGCUAGGCGAACAAAACAUUCGGGGUAAUUAAGCCACAAUAAACACGACGAAACGCCCAGUAAGCAAUGAAAGCACAGUCUCCAGUACAAUUCAGACAGAAUGAGGCUAGCACUGGAGAGCAAACUAGCGGACCACAGAACUAUGGGUUACUUAUUCCUUGUAAUGUGAUGGGGCGAAGUAGUGCCGUACAAUUUAACACAACAGGUUAACAGUGCCUAUGGUUUGUUGUAGUAUUAUUAUCAUUAGCCUACGAUCUGGGGUGAUCAGGUGAAUUUCCUAUUUUUUUACAACAGAGUUCGGAGUGUAUUCUCCAGUUGGAAUAGGAUCCUGUAAACAGAUCCGCCUGCUUAGAAAGCAAAACAAAAUAAAAUAUAAAAACACGUUUGUCUGCAGCGCUGGUGCAGUAGAGGUCAGCGGCAUGGACGAUCGGGACCAUAACAAGAGGAUUCUCUUGGAGCUUUUGAAACGACCAGACAAUGCCACCUGUGCCGACUGUGGAGCCCCGGACCCAGACUGGGCCUCAUACAAGCUGGGCGUGUUCAUUUGCCUAAACUGUUGCGGAAUCCAUCGCAACCUCACGGAGAUUAGCCGAGUGAAAUCGAUCAGGCUCGACUUUUGGAAUGAUGACUUGGUUGAGUUUAUGAAAGCUAAUGGCAAUGCUGUGGCCAAGCAAAGAUAUGAGAAGAACGUGCCAGCUUUCUUCUAUAGACCUCAAGCCACUGACUGCGCGGUUUUAAGGGAACAGUGGAUAAGAGCAAAAUAUGAAUGGCUGGAGUUUAGUGGUAACCACAAGGAUCCCCAGGAAACACACUGCUCUGGUUGCCGUGAGGGGUUCCUUUGGAAAAGGGGAAAGGACAACAGACAACAGUUUUUUAAAAGAAAAUUUAUUCUUUCAGAGAAGGAUUUUACACUGAUGUACUACACCAAACAAGUGUCGAAAGGUCCCAAGGCUGUCAUCUCCAUAAAGGAUUUGAACGCCACAUUCCAGCCGGAGAAAAUCAAGCAUCCUCACGGGCUGCAGAUCACCUACCUGAAAGAGGAUCACACGAGGAGCAUCUUUGUGUAUCACGAGGGAAUGCAGGAAAUUGUGGGCUGGUUCAAUGCUAUCAGAGCAGCACGCUUCUCAUAUCUGAAAACAGCUUUCCCCACUGCCAGCGACUCAGAGCUUGUCCCGUGGAUAACAAGGAAUUAUUUAAAAGAAGGGUACAUGGAAAAGACUGGUCCAAUGCAAAGGGAACCCUUCAAGAAACGAUGGUUCAUUCUAGAUUCCCAGGAUAGGAAGUUGCUCUACUUCAAGGAUCCCUUGGCUGCAGUGGAGAAAGGCGUCGUUUUCAUUGGGAACACGGAGCACGGAUACAAGGUGACGAAUAUCCUGCCAAAAAGAGUCUGGGGAAACUGCUGGAAGUGCGGCAUCACCGUGGAAACCCCGGAGAGGCAGUUCAUCUUCACCUGUGAGAACGAGAGGGAGCAGCGCGAGUGGAUGGAGGCUCUGAACCAGGUCAUCUCCAAGCCCAUGUCCCCACAGGACUAUACGAUGGAAGCCAACGUCCGACGAAGGCGAUGACAGCCCUAGGGGGACCUUAACAAACCAGAGGACCCCACUAACUCAAACAUUAACCCUUAACAAACCAGAGGAUCCCACUAAGCCAAACCCUAACCCUUUACACACCAGGGGAUCCCCACUAGCCUGUGAAGCAGCAGGGGAACCCCAGGGGCCAGUCAAAGGGACUUUGAACCAGCAGUCAAAAAGACCUGGCCAUAACUUUCACCCUUCCAGUCGCCACAGUUUCCAUUUCAUUCUGCUGCUUUGUGUUAGCAGUGUAAGCCUGUGAAUAACACCUUGAGGACUUCAAAUGAGA